Messenger RNA from Jatropha curcas, 1362 nucleotides. RefSeq lists its product as uncharacterized. Lineage: Eukaryota; Viridiplantae; Streptophyta; Magnoliopsida; Malpighiales; Euphorbiaceae. The record is from RefSeq and is a predicted model, not a curated record.
GGAGGACUGUGCCUCCUCUGUCAACUGAGACAUAAUGGAUGGUGUCGAAGUAGAGGAAUUAUUCAGAGUGUUGGAUUCUUCUAUCUCACAAAUCAAAUGGCGUCUCAGGUCUCUAGCCAAGCGUCGAAUCCAAAUAGGUAAUGUGACAUUCAUGUGAUAUGCUAUGCCACUGGUUUAAUAAGCCGAUGGUGAUAUGAAACGUUAAUUGCCUGGCUCAAUUAUGAAAGUUCAAGUUGUUAUUAGUAAAGUUAUAGAGAUUUUCUAGCAUUGUGCACAGAGAUGAGGCCAGCUAUAAUGGUUGAUUAUGGUGGUAAGAUGCCCGAACUGCAGGAGCAUCUGUGUGCACUUCUUAAAUGUUGUCAACAGAUUUAGAGAUUAAAUGAACACGUUGGACUCUUGCUACCUCCCACUUACCAAGGAGUUGGCCAUAUUUGAGCGUCUAAGAGUGAUGGUUAUCGAAGAUAUGAUAUAUUUGAUACAUGUAAGAGCACUUGCUGAGUACGUCCACUCGAGUCUGAACGCGGAAGUUAAACUGCUCUUUGUGAACUUAGAGCAUGAUCCUCCGAAGAUGGUAACACAAGCUGAAAAUAGCUCAUUGGCAGCAGAACUUAUAAGAGUGCAGAAGUUGUUCUCUUUGUUUUUCCCUCUCAGUGAAAUAAAUGAUGAUCCUUUGUCUUGUCACACAAUGAAUAGUAUGGAUAAUGCUGAAUCCUCUGUCAAUAAGCCUAUAACUUGUCAAUCCUCUGAAUUCAUUGAUCUCAGUAGCUGCAUGAAGGACACUGAAGUCACUGUGCCAACUUUAAAUGGAUGGCUUCUUGGUUAUCCGGUCGUGUACUUGUUCAGCAAGGAGCACAUUGCAGAUGCCAUUUAUAAUCUUUCCACCAAGUAUCUUCGCAUUUUCAGAAUUUUAAUCUGCAGGAAUAUUUCACCCAAUAAAGGAUCACAGCCAGAAGAAUUGAUGAGUUUCUCUGUGCCUUAUGAACUGAGCAUGGGAGGAAGCAAGGAACCGUGGGCUGAGGCAUUUCUAGCUGAAAUGCAGUCAAGGUGGGAAAAAAGCAAACAAAUUUGGAGGCCUUUGCAAAUGGAAGUUGUUGAAUGCUAUCCACAAGCAAUUGUGUUGUAAAUGGAGGCCUUUCUAGUUUCUAUCUAUUUACAAAGAGAAAUAUUGUUAUUUCUUUCACAAUAAUUAUUAUUUUCGGGGAUCAAACUUGUUUUAUUUUAGGGAAGAAGCUUGAGUAAGCAUGUCAUCUAUGAUUGCUUACAAUGAUAACACCUUAAGAAUGUUUCAUUUAUUAGUAUAUUGUCAUGGCUUUACUGUAAAUAUGUGUAUUUAUUGCAUGGAAACAUUUUCAAGUUUUACAA